Messenger RNA from Aureobasidium pullulans EXF-150, 857 nucleotides. RefSeq lists its product as uncharacterized. The transcript is spliced from 3 exons. The record is from RefSeq and is a predicted model, not a curated record. Gene Ontology annotation, biological process: endosome transport via multivesicular body sorting pathway; late endosome to vacuole transport; protein transport. Lineage: Eukaryota; Fungi; Ascomycota; Dothideomycetes; Dothideales; Saccotheciaceae. Bases 79 to 681 code for a protein of 200 amino acids. Gene Ontology annotation, cellular component: ESCRT III complex; multivesicular body.
CCAGAGCAACUGCCACAUCUUCCACCGAACACGAUCAUCUAUAUGCCCUUCCAGUCUCACCGCUAACACACAACAACCAUGUCCGGCCUCGAAAAAGCUCUCUUCAACUUGAAGUUCACAGCCAAACAACUGAACCGCCAAUCCGCCAAAGCUGGCAAGGACGAGAAUGCCGAGAAAGCAAAAUUGAAGAAGGCUAUCCAACAAAACCACGGCGAUAUCGCCAAAAUCUACGCUCAAAACGCCAUUCGCAAGCAGAACGAGAAGCUCAACCUGUUACGCCUGGCUUCAAGAAUCGAUGCUGUCGCUAGCAGGGUACAGACGGCUGUGACGAUGCGUCAAGUCACGGGCAGUAUGGCGAAUGUGGUGAAAGGCAUGGACGGAGCUAUGAAGGCUAUGGAUCUAGAAAAGAUUUCAGCAGUCAUGGACCGAUUCGAGACACAAUUCGAGGACCUGGACGUCGCAACCGGAUACUAUGAGAAUGCUACCUCCAGCGCCACCGCUGUGGGCACACCCCAAGAAGACGUCGACAGAUUGAUGUCCCAAGUCGCCGACGAAGCUGGUGUCGAACUGAACCAAGAAAUGGCCGGCGCAACACCAGCACAGGGUAUCAAGGCCCCUGCCAACCCCACUGAAGUCGAGGAAGAUAAUCUGGGCGAGAGACUGAGAGCUCUGAGAAGCUGAGCGAAAAAAAGAGACAAAAGGAAACUAGAAGAUCUGAAAUAUCUCCGAAAUCAGUGGCUUGGAGUUUGGGCGUCUCUUUUGACACUGCUUCUGGGACGGCGCGAGAUUCGAUCGUACAGAUGCAUGACCUACUGACUGUGUAUACAAUGACAUUGUUCAAACCCUCUCUCACCGGC